Messenger RNA from Mercenaria mercenaria, 7128 nucleotides. RefSeq names its product CLK4-associating serine/arginine rich protein-like. The coding region runs from base 196 to 2325 and encodes 709 amino acids. The transcript is spliced from 20 exons. NCBI's taxonomy places the organism in Eukaryota, Metazoa, Mollusca, Bivalvia, Venerida, Veneridae. The record is from RefSeq and is a predicted model, not a curated record.
CGUUUUUAAAAAAUGACACCGUUUAUAAACAACAACAACAACUUUAUUAAUAAAACUAAAAGUUAUUUUUGUUAUGCUAUUUUCAUUUAAUUGUCAUAAAUAUGCAUGUCUGUAAUUAAGUCAGAAUGUACUUUUGUUAUUAGAGAACUUAGAAGCAGAUAUUAACUGUUGUAAAGAAUACUUUGCAAGUACAAAAUGUGGCAUGAAGCACGUAGACAGGAGAAGAAGAUCAGAGGUUUAAUGGUGGAUUAUAAGAAAAGAGCAGAGAGACGCAGGGAGUUCUAUGAAAAAAUAAGAGCUGAUCCUGCACUGUUUGUUCGAGUGUUUGGUCAACAAUGUAAGAUAAACUUAGACCCUGCCAUUGCCCUAGCUGCUGAAAGCCCACAGAGCAUGAUGCCAUGGCAGGGUGACACCAGCAACAUGAUCGACAGGUUUGAUGUACGUGCUCAUCUAGAUAUAAUGCCACCAGAGAAGUCCUACACUAUAGAAUUAAGCAAAGACGAGGAGGAUGAAGAAAGACGAGCUAAUUACGAACGCUACAGGAUUCUUGUUGAAAACGAAUGUGCUGGCUUGACUGAAGAACAAGCCUUGCACCAAUUAUAUCUGGAUGAACAGUUUGGUGCUAUAAACAAAGAUGGUGAAGAGGAGAAAAAUAAAUUGCGGGAUAAAAAAGCAGCUAUAGGCUACACAUACGAGGAUAGUACAGAAGGAAAGAAGGAGGAAGAAGAAAGUGAGGAGAGUGAGAGUGAAGAAGAAGAAGAUAUAGAAACUCUUGACCUAGAUAUUGUGAUAGAUGUAGAUACCCUCAAUGAUGACCAGAUACAGCAGUUUAAUAUAUGUGGUACUGCUUAUGGCAUGGGAAAGCAGGACUACAUCAAAUAUUUACAUCGAGACAAAGAUGAGCAAGAAGCUCUUAAGCAGGCCAAAUUACUGGAAGAGGAAAAGGCACAGUUUGCUGGCAGAAAGUCAAGAAGAGAGAGGAGAAUUUACAAGGAAAAGAGACUUGCUGGUAGAAAGCUUAGUCCUCCUAGCUAUGCAGCUAGGGAUAGUCCAAAAUAUGAGCCAUAUAGAAAGUCUACUUCAAGAUCGAGAUCCCGCUCCUUAACCCCGCCACGUAGACGCCGCAAGAUGUAUAUAACCAGUUUCGGGGACAAUGAAAGUGAUGAAGGCGAUGGUGUGGUGCAGGGCCCCGCCCUACCACCAGGUUUUGGAGGGACUUCUGAAACUGAAAGUACAAACCAGAAACCUUCAGCUUCAUGGGACAGCAAAUCGAAGAAAGAAUCAAUUCGGAAAAGACUAGGCAAGUCUUUAAGCAGAGAAUCAUCUCCAAGAAGUAGAGAUAUAGAAUAUAGCAAGCGAAGGUCACGUUCAAGGUCAAAAGAACGUAAAUACAGGUCAAGGUCACGGGGUCGUCGAUCAAGCUCAUGGUCAAGAGACAGGUAUUCAAGAGACAGAAGAUCUAGAGAUAGAAAUCAGAGGUCAAGGUCACGUGAAAGAUGGCAACGUUCAAGAGAUAGAAGGUCAUCAGAUCAUUCAAGGGGUCGAAGGUCACGAGAAAGAUCAAAAGGGUAUAGAUCAAGAUCUAGAGGUAGAAAAUCUAGGUCAAAUGAGAGAAAAUCUGAUGUAAACCGAUUUGGAAGGGGAAGGUCAAGGUCACGAUCAAGAAGCAGGCGACGAUCAUCAUCUUCAUCUAGAUCUAGUUCAAAAUCAUCAAGAGAUUCCCGAUCAAAAUCCAGAUCGCCAACUAAACCAGUAGUGAAGAGGUAUCGACGUGAGUCUCUGUCCUCCAAAAGUUCGAGUGAUUCGGAUCACUCACCACCUAGAAAGUCAACAUCAACCUCAUACACUAGACCAAAAUCUGGUGCUGCUGGAUCCACGGGUGGAAAACCUUUAGUGCCGUAUGGUAAAACCUCCAGCAUAUCUCAAACAAAACUUACACCACAAGAGAGGCUUAAGAAGAGGAUGCAGAUAGCUUUAAGCAAACAAUAUAAAGCGGAUAAAAAGGCAGAGGUUAUGAGGAUAGAAAAGAUGGAACAAGAAAAAAUGGAUCGGGAAGAAGAGCUGAGGCAGCGUGCUAUGGAGAUGCGUCGACGAGAACGUGAGAAACGUCAUAAGGAGAUGGUGGAGUAUGGCAGUGACAGUGACAUGAGCAGCAGAGGGAGUAGCCCGCCACGACGUCAAGACAGAUCACCAGCAAGGCGAGUACGAAGAGAUAAUGGAGAUGUGCCUGCAAAGUCUAAACAGAGGUCUCGAUCAAGAUCACGUUCAGUUUCAAGGUCAAGAUCAAGGUCACCGGAGGUGAGGAAGAAAAUCGUGGACUAUUGAAAAAACUCCAGCAAGAGGAGCAAAAUAAGAUCAGUGAUGUCAUAAGAAUUAACUUUGGAUAAUGAUGCAAACUGUUUAUAGUUUAAAAGCUUUUUUGCACUGGUGUAGAAGAAGUUGGGCAAAAUCACAGUGUUUAGAUAAUUAUGUUUACCUAUUACUAGGAAAGGUGAUACAGGAAUACAUACUCAAGGUCAUGGUAUAGGUUUUUCUCCGCCAGGGAUAAAUGCUGACAUGCAAUACUUUAUAUGACUUCAAAGCUGGUCUUUAAGAGAAUGCUUGUAAUAAAAGAUUUAUUGUAAAUGGAUAGAGAAGGAAGUGGUCUGUUUUGAAUUGUUAGUUUUAGUGCGAGAAAGGCAUCUAGGUCAGUCAGUUGAUACUUCAUGAAGUCAUUAUGAUUUAAGGUAAUAGUAUGGUAAUAGCAUUUAGCAAUUUCCAUGUUAUUACGUAAGUAGUCUUGUUCGGUAAGAUGACAUUCUUCGGAUGUAAAUAUAGCUCUACAUGCACAUGGUUUUCCAUAAAAACCGGAGAAUGCUGAAAUCACGUGCAGAGAAUGCUCAAUUAGUCGAAUCUUACCUUUAUAGCAAAAUUGUAUAGUAUAGAUGGGGAUUUGGAAUUGUUUUGACCGAAUUUUAUUGCUGAACUAUGCCUUACAGCUUGGAAUAGAAAUGGGGUCAAAAUGUAUUGAUUGAAACUGGGUGUUAUAUAGGUUGACCUGUAAUGACAGUUUGAUUUCCAACUCGUGCAGAAAGUCGUGUGCUCGUACAUACUUUGUAUUAGACGAAGAAUGCUGAAGUUACGUUCUGGAACAGAUAAUUGCAUGGAAAUUGCUGACUGUUAUUGGGUAUCUACUAUCUUUAUUCGAAAGGUAAAAUUUAGUCUUGUGAACUCUUAUGAACUUUCAGUGCAGUGAAGAUCCUAUGUCAAUUUGCCCUUGAGGUCUUGAAAUAAGUCUAUAGAUGUUGGCAAGUCUGGAUACUAUGUGUUUUACAGAAUUCGCAAAAAGAGCAGUGCAUUAGAAACAUUAAAUUUCAUGUAGAUUUCUUUUCUAAAAUUUAUUUAAUUACUGUGAAAUUUUUAUAAUUCAUGGGGGAGGAAAUUUAGGAGAAAUUGUUGUUGCAUUAUUCCUUAACAAACAGAUAAAAUUCCCAUUUAAUUAUUUCUAUCAUUUUAAAUUCCCAAAGUCAUGUUUGUACAAUAUUAUUGUUGUUUUGUGGAAAUCACAAAGAGCCAGCGGAAGUACAUGACUUUAUGUAUUUACAAUUGAAAUUUGAUAUUUUGAACUCGCUUGUCGUAAAAUUCCGGCCAUCUCCAAGACAUUUUCAAGUCCCAUUAUGAAAACACAUACACAAAAUACUGUUUUAAGGAGAAUUUCAGCUAUCCCAAAGAAAACCACCUUGGAAAUCGAGAUACCGAGUUUCAACUGUAGUUCAAAGCAGUACAUGAAUUCAGAUUGGUGCAGUGUAUCAUUGCUGAUUGUUGAGAAUUUUAACCCUUACCCUGCUAAAGUUCUAUAAUGAACUUGUCCAUCUUCUUACCAAAAAGAUACUGACUGAAUGGCGAACAGUGCAGACCAUGAUCAGAUUGCACGGAUGUGCAGGCUGAUCUUGGUCUGCACUGGUCACAAAGGCAGAAUCACUUGUCACCAGCAGGCUAAGGGUUAAAGCAGUUCAUGAAUUCAGACUGGUGCAGUGUAUCAUUGCUGAUUGUUAUUGAGAAUUUUAAGUAGCACCUAUAAAGUUUGAUGAUGGGGAGUUUGAGAUAUCAUAAGGUACACAUACAAUUUCUGCCAGAUGCUUAAAUUUCUGCAUAGCGAAAUACUACAUGGAUAUACAUUCAUGCACUGAAAUCACAACCCCUCAUUUACAAGGGUUAAUCCAGAAGUAUUGUCAUUGGUGUAUUUAAAAGGUGUAACAAUAAAGAAAACAAUGAAAAAUCAUACACAAGUACUUUGUACACAAGUACUUUAAUUUAUUUGCAAUAAUUUCUGAAAAAUUUAUUGCUUUCUUUAUUGACAUGUACAGAAAACAUGGUAACGGUGAUUGCUACAUGUCAAAGAUGUUAUUGACAUCCGAAAUUGAUAUUUUUAUCACUAAGCAACAAGUGUUAGCACUACACAGAUUUUUACCUGCCAGGGUGCUACAACAGUUUUCACAGUUGACCUCUAGAAAAUGUUACUUCAUACAGUUAUAACUUCAUAUGAUUAAGUGGGGUAUUUUGAUGUCAGUUGGCAAUCAUCUUUAUUUUGGUUGAGUUUUUUUUUCUGGUUAUGAUAGAAACACUAUUUUUACAUGUGGCAAAAUAUUUUUCAGAGAUGGACUUUGAAGUUCUGUGUAAAUAAAAUGAGACAAUAGUAAUAACUUGUUAAAUCAUAAUUGAAUUUGGUACAUCUGGAUAUAAUUUCUGUAGUAAUUUAUACAGUGAAUAAAUGCACUGUGCACGCAGUGACAUUACUUUUGGAUCAACCCUCGUAACUACUUUUUAGCUCACCUGAGCAAUGCUCAGGUGAGUUUUUGUGAUCGCUCAAUGUCCGGCGUCUGUCUGUCGUCUGUCUGUCGUCUGUCAACAUUUAGCUUGUGUAUGCGAUAGAGGCUGUAUUUUUCAACUGAUCUUCAUGAAAUUUGGUCAGACUGAUAACCUUGAUGAAGUCUAGGCCAAGUUCGAAAAUGAGUCAUCUGGGGUCAAAAACUAGGUCACUAGGUCAAAUCAAAGAAAAACCUUGUGUAUACGAUAGAGGCUGUAUUUUUCAAUUAAUCUUCAUGAAUUUUGGUCAGAAUGAUAAUCUUGAUGAAAUCUAGGCCGAGUUUGAAAAUGGGUUAUCUAGGGUCAAAAACUAGGUCACUAGGUCAAAUCAAAGAAAAAUCUUGUGUAUGCGCUAGAGGCUGUAUUUUUCAAUUAAGCUUCAUGAAUUUUGGUCAGAAUGAUUACCUUGAUGAAAUCUAGGCCGAGUUGGAAAAUGGGUCAUCUGGGGUCAAUAACUAGGUCACUAGGUCAAAUCAAAGAAAAACCUUGUGUAUGCGAUAGAGGCUGUAUUUUUCAAUUAAUCUUCAUGAAUUUUGGUCAGAAUGAUAACCUUGAUGAAAUCUAGGCCGAGUUUGAAAAUGGGUCAUCUACGGUCAAAAACUAGGUCACUAGGUCAAAUCAAAGAAAAACCUUGUGUAUGCGAUAGAGGCUGUAUUUUUCAAUUAAUCUUCAUGAAUUUUGGUCAGAAUGAUUGUCUUGAUGAAAUCUAGGUCAAGUUGGAAUAUGGGUAAUCUGGGAUUAAAAACUAGGUCACUAGGUCAAAUCGAAGGAAAAGCUUGUAUAUGCGAUAGAGGCUGUAUUUUUCAAUUGAUCUUCCUGAAAUUAAGUCAAAAUGAUAACCUUAAUGAAAUCUAGGCCGAAUUUGAAAAGGGUCAUCUUGGGUCAGAAAGUAGGUCACUAGGUCAAAUCAAAGAAAAACCUUGUGUAUGCGAUAGAGGCUGUAUUUUUCAAUUGAUCUUCAUGAAAUAUGGUCAGAAUGAUAGCCUUGAUGAAAUCUAGGUCAAGUUCGAAUAUGGGUCAUCUGGGGUCAAAAACUAGGUCACUAGGUCAAAUCAAAGAAAAUACUUACUUAUACUCAAGAUUUUUCCUCCAAUUUUAAUGAUAAUUGGUCAGAAUAUUUUUUCCAUGAAAUCACUAGGUCAAACAUGUUUACUGUGUUUAAUAUGUUGUGUUAUGGUGUGUUUCUCAGGUGAGCGACCUAGGGCCAUCUUGGCCCUCUUGUUUUGGUAUUGGUAUAGCAAGUAACAUGCAAUAUGUGAAAAUAUGAUAGAGAUUUUUUGUAUCAGUGGAAAAUUGAAAUAUCUGUCACCAGUUGAAUGCCAGAUGUAAUAUUUUCACAAGUUGGCUAUAAGUGAAAAUUAAAGAUCUGGUGUUCCUAAUCUUGCAUGUAAAACAAACAAAUUUUCUUUUUAUUUCUUGUUAUUCAAUGGUUUUAAUCAAAUUUUGUGUAUGUUUGAGAAAUAAAUGGGAUAUUUUUUUACUAUGAAAUUACCAGGGCUUUUUUUACAUACAUAUUUUUAAUCUCUGUUUCUUAAGUAUAGGAUGUGAGAGGUCAACAUUUUUACAUAUUGACAUGGAAAUUUCAGUUCGGAUUCUCAGUGUUAUUUGUGAUAGUCACUGUUUGCAGGUUUUUUUGUUAAAAGUUCAGUUUUUCAGUUUUUCUCAAGAAAAAAAAAAUUACAUCAUUAAUUAUAUGUUAAUGAAUGUAGAUGCAUUUGUAAUAAAAAUGUUACUAGAUUUGCACUCGUUAUAUACUCUUCUUUUGCUGAAUGAUAUUGCACUUCUGAAGUUGUGCAUAAUCUCAACUGCAGAACUUGCGCAUGUUUCUCGAUACAGAGUUAAUGACCUAUAUUUUCACUCUAUUUUAGAACUUUUUGAGCAUUUUUAUAUGUUUACGCUUUCUUCUAUCUGCACUUAUAAUUUCAAGAAUCGUUUCUGGAAGCAUCCUUAAAAGUUAAAGCUGAAGAGAUAAUGAGUAGUGACCUCUUACCGGUACAUGUUAUAAAUAUUUUGACGUUUUGUCUCAAAAUUCAUGAUGUAAAUGAAGCGAAUAGUAGGUCACUAAUAAAUGGCUUCUAGGCCUCUUGCAUAAAGGUUAGAGACGGCCAGCAGGGACCUUCAUAGUAACAUUUUAAACAAUCAAAUGCUUAAUCACCCCAGAGUGUUGAUGUAAUUACGAUUCAGAUGUUAAAUUGAACAAUAUGUUGUGAUGCAACAUAAUGAAUUGUAACAAAUUGGUGACAAAUGCUGUAUUUCAAUGUUAAUAAAAUUUAUGCAUAUGAA